This is a messenger RNA of Lagopus muta (rock ptarmigan), 3900 nucleotides long. RefSeq names its product methyltransferase 8, methylcytidine (gene METTL8). Lineage: Eukaryota; Metazoa; Chordata; Aves; Galliformes; Phasianidae. The transcript is spliced from 12 exons. The record is from RefSeq and is a predicted model, not a curated record. Gene Ontology annotation, molecular function: tRNA (cytidine-N3)-methyltransferase activity. Bases 1931 to 3286 code for a protein of 451 amino acids.
UGUUUCCUUGUCUGUUCUCCAGGAGCCCUGGGUGGGACCAGGCACCUUUGCUGGUACUGUAACAGCUAUGAGAGUGCAGUGCUGUGAUGCUGUGGUGCAUCACCGGUGUUUAGGUGCAGGAAGAGAAGGUGUAGGUGAGGCAGUUGCGGUUGCCCCACUGGUGCUCAAGUGGCUCUGCUCUACACAAACUGGUGGUCAGCUCAGGGUUGGCAAAAUCCAUGCAGACAUUCAGGAUCUUGCAGAGAUUAAAUGGGGGCGGUCAGUGUAAGUUACAGAUCAGUGAAAUCCUCAUUGCUGUUCCAGUUCUCAGCAGCAUCCUUAAUAGUAGGAAAAUGAUGUGUUUUGUGUUAAGAUAAGUGAUCUUUGGUUUGUCGAUAAAGUUAUGCAUUCGGUAUUUCAUAGAAAGUAGGGUUGAAAAACAACUGUAGUAAUUGAAAGAUGUACGUACAUGCAUAGUAAGGAUAUAAACCUGCGUUUUCUUUUUCACUUACCUAAGCGCCAGCCAGCAGAGGGUGCACAGGUUAACUGGGAAGCCUCAGUUAUGAGCUGUGUUUGUCACUGAUGGCUUCCUCUUGACAGUAACCUUGCAAGUAGAUGAGUUCAAUAAAUCAGUUUUCUGUUAUAUUCUGAUGGGUAUGUAAGAAAAGAUGUGUUGAAUUAUCUCAGGAGAAAAGGGGAAAAACAGAGAAUAUGGGGGGGGAGAGGGCAGUAAAGGACUGUGCAGAAUACUUACAUAUUUAAAUGCAAUACAAAAUGUCCUUACAAACAUUCUGAUAUGUGGGAAAACAGUUUGUCUGUAAAGUCAAAAAAAUGGGUUUUUGCAGGAUCUUCGUUUCAGUGAUUAAGAAAUUUGUAUUGAGCGCACAGUAUCUUCCUAACUUCAAGUUUAUAGUUAUGUGAUCUCUGAGCGUGCCUUUAGUAGGUGAAGUAGCAGAACAAUAAAAUCUGAAAAUCAAAUUAUAAAUAGAUUUAACGCAAAAUGGAAAUUCCUUUCAAAAAAUGAUGCUAGGAUAUAAAAAAAUAUUUUUACCUUCAGCUAGAAUGAAAGUAUUUUUCACAAAUUGAGGUAUAUUUUGCAGUUAAAAUUCCUUACUGAAGCUUUAUUUUAAAGUCAGAAUAGUCUUUGAUAGUGGAGCCAGAGCAUCUACAUCAUACACUGAAAUGAUACUGUUUCAACAGAACAUUUGUCCUGUAUAUAUUGUUUUGACUAGGACAAAUGUUUUGUUGAAACUGUGUGUGUGUAUAUCUAUAUAUACACACUAUACUGAAUAUGAAACUGUAUAUAUAUUAAAUACAUAUACAUGCAUAUAUAUAUAUGUGUGUGUGUGUUAAUAAAAUCACUACAUUUGGGGGACAAACUUCUGUAAGAAUUUUUUAUCCCCUGGCAUGCCAAGUAAAAGAAGAAAUAGGAGCUCAAGUUACUUUAGAAUGGGGCUGAUUACAUUAGUCACCUCCAGCGAUUUACGAAUUGAGUUCCAUAUGUUCACACAUACAAUUAAUUUAGAUAAAACACUUUUGUUAGUUGUUUCAUGUUCAUGACAUUCACAUUGAUUAAAGCAAAUAAAAUACAUCUAUAUUUCUGAAGUAACCAUUUAUUUCUUUGUUGUUGGCUGUACAUGUAUCUGAUCUUGCAGUUGCCAUUAUUUUAUCUUCAUCUGCGUUUUUAAACUGUUUUCAUUACCUUAGAAACAUAUUGUAUGGGAACUGCUGAGUCACGGCCUGAACCUCUGAUUGAUCACCUGAGGCGAGCCAUGAGUCAGCCAGAGGAGCACAGGUGAAGGCAAUUCACCUGUGCUGCAGGAAGGGUGGAGCCAGGCUCCACCCCUCCUAGACUUAUUUAAGAGCUGGCUCCCAGGGGGGAAGGGUCUUUUCUGGAGAUCACCUCUCUUGGUGUUUUGUGGUGAGCCUAGCUGAAGGAUGUCUGAACAAAAUGAAUUUCAUUACAAGGCUUUCUGCUUUGUGUCUGAGAAAAAAAAGCAAUAUGCAGCAAAGGCACCAGAGAAGUCGGCGGCCAGCUGUUCCACUUGGAUCACGGAUUUUAACUGACCCUUCGAAAGUUUUUGAGCAUAACAUGUGGGACCACAUGCAGUGGUCAAAGGAAGAGGAGGAGCAUGCCAAGGAAAAAGCAGCAGAGAACUCGCUUGUGAAAGUCCAAUUGGAAGAACAAGGACAAGGCAUUCUGCCACCUCCUUGCCACUUCCCACUGCCUGUCUGUGCCUCUAGUGAUAAUUCUCAGCCUUGUUUAUUUCUGAAAAGCUGUAGUGAUCCAGGAAAUGAUAAGUAUGAGAGAGAAGCCAGUAAAUACUGGAAUGAAUUUUACAAGACUCACAAAAAUAACUUCUUCAAAGAUCGCAAUUGGUUGUUCUUGGAAUUUCCAGAAAUCCUUCCAGAAAAAAUGAGAGAACAGUUGAAAAUAGAGGAAAGACCUUCAGAACACACAAAAAUAAAUAUUACCAACAGUUUUUCACAUGAGAAAGAAACGUUUGAGGAAAGAGAAAAGUAUUGGAAGAAAAAUACUGGAGAUGAAUCCACUUCUGAAAAAGGAUAUGUGUAUAAUAAAAAACAAUCAAAAUCGAUUGCUGACAGCCCUCAGGGUAAAAACCACGAGGAAGAAGUUAAUAUGCAGGAAUCCUUCCCUGGUGGCGGUGCCACUUACAGAAUAUUAGAGGUUGGUUGUGGUGCUGGCAAUAGCGUAUUUCCUAUUUUGAAAGUUCUAUGCAGUGCACCUGGAACCUUUCUGUACUGUUGUGAUUUUGCUUCAGGAGCAGUGGAGCUCGUAAAGUCACAUUCGUCCUACAAUUCAGCCUGGUGUUCUGCCUUUGUUCAUGAUGUGUGUGAUGAUGCUUUACCCUAUCCUUUUCCAGAUGAGAUCCUGGAUGUCAUUCUCCUUGUCUUUGUGCUCUCAACUAUUCAUCCUGACAGGAUGCAACAGGUUGUAAAUAGAUUGGUUAAACUACUGAAACCUGGAGGGAUGCUGUUAUUUCGAGACUAUGGAAGAUACGAUACAGCUCAACUUCGUUUUAAAAAAGGUCAUUGCUUGUCAGAAAAUUUUUAUGUACGAGGAGAUGGAACCAGAGUAUAUUUCUUUACCAAAGAAGAGGUACGGAACAUGUUCAGUUCGGCUGGAUUAACUGAAGUACAAAAUUUAGUUGAUCGUCGAUUACAAGUAAAUAGGAAAAAAAAAGUGAAAAUGCAGCGAGUUUGGGUACAAGGCAAAUUCCAAAAACCAUUGCUGCUAUCUCUUAAUAAUCCUGAAGAAACCACCAGUAGGCAUCCUUAUGGAUAACUGUACUGUUAACUUAAGAAAAAGAAACAGAUCUGACAAAACCGAGGCAGGUGGUUGUGCAAUAUCUACAAAUCCACCAAAUCUGAAGAGGACAAAGAAAAUGCAGGGCAGGCAAGGAAACAGCUGGAGCUCUAGACACAGGUUUCUUCUUGUACUGGAAACCGUUUUGUUUCUGUUCUGUGUUUGGGUUGCAUCUCUGCUAUCUGCAGAUUCUACUGUUUUAUGAUGACAAAAAAACCUGUAACAGAUUAUCCUGAAAUUCAUAUUAAAACAUAUACCAAAUACCAAUGGAGUCAAUUAACAUAAAUUUUUCUACUACACUUUGAUUUGUGAUGUGGUCUUCAUUCUCUUCUCUGGUGUGCUCUUUGUUAUAUUGACAUAUCCUUCAUUUCCUCUUUUUCUUGUUUGUGGUAGGCAGUUGUUUCCACAGGAGAGUUUUAUCUCCUGUACAGAACGGAGUGUUUUUCUGUAUGAAUGCAGUGAGUAGUGUAGAUGCUCAGCUGGUGCAGCAGUACUGGUUGCUUUUUAUUAGUUUAAACUAAAAUACGCCUUAGUCUAUGGCAGCAAUAACAGUAGAUGUUCUUGCAUCAACUAUACUUCUGUCAAAUGGGUAG